AUUGCCGGGCUUGUUUGUCAUUGUACGAGGGUUUCUUUUGGUAAUAGUUCUAUACGUUCCGCUCCUUCGCUUGGUGAGAAGCUGGCAGCGGGUAAUGAGCAACAACUUCCCCAGCAGCCACGUCCAACUCCUGCCCGUUCUGUUGCUAUUGGAAUAAAACGCGCCUGUAGUGCGGGUUUAUAUGUAGCUGUAACUCGGUUAAGGGGCAACUUCGUGUGGUAAUUAAUGUAUUUAGAAUAUACAAGCCAUGGAUAUUCGGCCAAAUCACACUGUCUACAUCAACAACCUCUGUGAUAAAGUAAAAAAACCGGAACUAAAGCGAUCAUUGUAUGCGCUAUUCUCCCAGUUUGGCCAUGUUGUAGACAUUGUGGCAUUAAAGACCAUGAAAAUGAGAGGACAAGCGUUUGUAAUCUUCAAAGAGCUGAGUUCUGCUACAAAUGCUCUGCGGCAGUUGCAGGGUUUCCCUUUUUAUAAUAAACCAAUGCGCAUCCAGUAUGCAAAGAGCGACUCUGAUGUGAUACUAAAGAUGAAAGGUACAUUUGCUGAUAAAGAGAAGAAAAAAGAGAAGAAGAAAGCCAAAGCACAAGAACAGGCAGCUAAUGCUGCAAAUAAAAAGCCUGCUCUGGCAUCAAAUGCAAAUAAUGCACCAGGAGCAUCACAGAAUCAGCAGGUGCCGGACAACCCGCCAAAUUACAUCCUCUUUCUUAAUAAUUUGCCUGAGGAGACCAAUGAGAUGAUGCUUUCUAUGUUAUUUAACCAAUUCCCUGGCUUCAAAGAAGUGCGUUUGGUCCCCGGGAGGCACGAUAUUGCGUUUGUGGAGUUUGAGAAUGAAACGGAGGCAGGAGCUGCUCGAGAUGCACUUCAGGGAUUUAAGAUCACACCAUCUCAUGCUAUGAAAAUUACCUACGCUAAUAAAUAGAGCAGAAGCGCGACACUGAUGGACUUAUAUGUUUUUGUUCUGCCCCACUGCCCCCUAUGAACUACUUUAAGAAGUCCUUUUUAUUGGUGAAGAAGAAAAGGCUGUUUUAUUCCUGAACACCCUAUUUUGUAUGAAUAAAUGUUAUUUUUUUGUCUACUAAGCAAAUUUUGCAUUGCAUUUCAGCCCUAAAAAAGCAAAGGGUUUUGGGUAAUACAGAGAUACAGAGUUGGUUCUGUUGUAUUAUAAUCUGUUAAGUACUGUACACUGAAUUAGCAGUGCAUUUAAUUCUUCCCUCGCAAUAAAAGCAAAGUUGCAUUUUUUUUUAUA
Xenopus tropicalis (tropical clawed frog) is the source of this 1246-nucleotide messenger RNA. RefSeq names its product small nuclear ribonucleoprotein polypeptide B (gene snrpb2). The coding region runs from base 248 to 919 and encodes 223 amino acids. Gene Ontology annotation, molecular function: RNA binding; nucleic acid binding. NCBI's taxonomy places the organism in Eukaryota, Metazoa, Chordata, Amphibia, Anura, Pipidae. Gene Ontology annotation, cellular component: spliceosomal snRNP complex; nucleus. The record is from RefSeq and is a predicted model, not a curated record. The transcript has 7 exons.